AUGUCACCUGCCACAGCUCAAGGGACAACCCCUACAAGCAAUCCAGAAAACCCACCAUCCGCCCCUGUGGUAUCACCCACCACUGCUCAAGGGACCACCCCUACAAGCAACCCGGGAAACCCAACAUCCACCCCUGCAAUGUCACCUGCUGCAGUUCAAGGGACCACCCCCACAAACAACCUGGGAAACCCACCACUCGCCCCCACGACAUCGCCCCACCUAUCUCAGCAGGUCAGCUCUUCAACCAGGUCUGGAGCCUCAACAGCUACCUCUGUUGCAACCUCCAGCAUGGCCCAGCAGAAGACCAGCCCUCCAGCCAGCACAGGAAGCUCAGCAGCCACCACUGCCAGAGGUGCUGUCUUCACUCAUGGAAGCACCCCUCCAGCUAUCCCAGGAGGUUUAGGGACUGCUGUCGCAUCCACUCCCAGUGUGCAAGCUCAGGGAAACCAGCCUUCAGACCAGUUGACCAGCACUGCUGAGAUCACCAGACUCCCAACGAGCGGCCUUCCCCCUGCGCUCAAAGACUAUGGUGUCUCUUCUCCCACAUCUGUCGCCAAGCAGCCUCACUCUUCUCCCAGUUCUCCAGUCCAGGGACUGGCCUUUUCCACCAGACCCGGAAGUAUCGACACUUCUGUUACCCCUUUUGAUGGACCUGUCUCCACCACCAGUAAAGCGUCUCUGUCUUUACCACCUGGCAGCAUCAACAAAGUCUCAGAGGCAGCCACCACGCCGACUCUUGGAGCAGACCAGAGAAGCCAUGAUGCCGGAUCUUUGUCAACCGAACCAACAAGUGCUGACCAGAGCCCUGCCGGUGCACAGCCAUCAGCCCCAGCCCCGGGGGACCAGACGGCGAGCAGCAGUCCUGGCCACCAGCACCCUAACACUUCUUUCCAAAAUGAGGUCAUCUGUAAAGACCAGGUGCAAAAUAAUUGGCCCACCAUAUAUCUGAAAGAAGCUAAAACCUGU
Messenger RNA from Phaethon lepturus (White-tailed tropicbird), 966 nucleotides. Its product is annotated as podocalyxin-like. The transcript has 3 exons. The annotation marks the transcript as partial. NCBI's taxonomy places the organism in Eukaryota, Metazoa, Chordata, Aves, Phaethontiformes, Phaethontidae. The record is from RefSeq and is a predicted model, not a curated record.